CAGGGAGGCGAUUAUGGACUUUAGGGAUCACAUACUUGGUGUUGCGGAAGCGCUAUGCGAGUUGCUAUCAGAAGCACUAGGGUUGAGCCCGGACUACUUGAGAAGCAUGAAUUGUGCCAUUACACAACUGAUGGUGGCCCACUACUAUCCGCCGUGCCCAGAGCCGGAGCUGACCCUCGGCACCGCCAAGCACACCGACCCGUCCUUCCUCACCGUGCUUCUCCAAGAUGAGAUCGGCGGCCUCCAAGUCCUUCACCAGGGCCGCUGGGUCGACGUUUCCCCGAUUCCCGGAGCUUUAGUCGUAAACAUAGGUGAUCUCCUUCAGCUCGUGAGCAACGACAAGUUCAAGAGCAUCGAACAUCGCGUUCUCGCGAGCGCGAAGGGGCCCCGCAUAUCCGUGGCGGUGUUCUUCAAUCCGAGCUUCGACGAAAAAAAACCUUACGGGCCCGUCAAAGAGUUGCUGUCGGAAACUAAUCCUCCGGCGUACAGGGAUGUUACUGUGGCCGAGUACAUCAUGAACUACCUCACCAAGGGGCUCACAAGCUCCUCCCUCGACGCUUUUAAGUUGUGAAUGAUCUGGUAUUAUUGUAUGAGAAACAAAGAGCUAGCAUGCAUGCACUUGAAACCUUAAAAACUUCUAAGUUGAAAUGCUUGUUACUAUAUAUGUAUUCAUGACAUAAUAUUAAUGUAUGUGAACGAGGGGACUUACAUGCA
Molecule: messenger RNA, 714 nt
Organism: Ananas comosus (pineapple)
Lineage: Eukaryota; Viridiplantae; Streptophyta; Magnoliopsida; Poales; Bromeliaceae
Product: 1-aminocyclopropane-1-carboxylate oxidase homolog 11-like
Exons: 2
Coding region: 14-571 (185 amino acids)
Source: RefSeq, a predicted model, not a curated record